AUGCGCCGCGCUCAAAGUGUGCGUAACCACGCUAGACCUUCCCUUGCGCUUGCUGCAGAUGAUCUUGGGGUGUUACGGGAAGGAGAUGAGUCUAACGAGGAUGUGUUACGACGCCAGCUGCUGGAGAAAGAUCGAGAGUGUGAUAGACUUCAGAUGACCAUUACUGCCUUGCAAACACAACUUGCCCAACGCCCGCCGAUCGAAGAGGUUCAGCGACUUGAGAAAGAAUUCAAGAAUCUCGACCUCAUUUUGCAAGGGACACAAAGAGAGAAUGAAAAAUGCAUGGCUGAUAUUGAAAGAGCCAAAGCUCGAGAGAAAAUGCUUGAGCGUGAAUUGACGAGACUUGCAGGGGACAAUUGGCAGGCAAACCUCGAAAUCCCUUCUUCAUCCAAUGUCCCCAUUCGCUCUUCUUCAGGCCUCAGCGGGGGGCUGAGCGUACUCCACCAACGAUCGAACACCAUAUCAUCCCCCAUUUCAUUCAGUAUGGCGCGCAAUCACUCCCCCACACCCUCCCUGCGUGGUGAAAAAUCAACGGCGAUACCCCCUCGCUCCUCAGGUAGUCCGGCGCCAUCGUCGUCCUCCCAGCAUCCACAUGACAACGACCAGAGAGAGGCUCAGCGACAGGCGGCAUUGGCUCAGAUCGAGCAGGUACGAAUGCUCAUCUUGGGUAUGGAUCAGAAGUUGGAUACAAGGGAAGAAAAGCUGAACAAAAUGCUUGAGCGGGCGGAGGAGGAAGGCAGAAAGUUUGAGGCUAAGGUUGUUGAGGCACGUAUGGCGGCGGGCAGCCCUGGGCACUGA
Psilocybe cubensis is the source of this 798-nucleotide messenger RNA. RefSeq lists its product as uncharacterized. The coding region runs from base 1 to 798 and encodes 265 amino acids. The transcript has 4 exons. Lineage: Eukaryota; Fungi; Basidiomycota; Agaricomycetes; Agaricales; Agrocybaceae. The record is from RefSeq and is a predicted model, not a curated record.